Molecule: messenger RNA, 1247 nt
Organism: Haliotis rufescens (red abalone)
Lineage: Eukaryota; Metazoa; Mollusca; Gastropoda; Lepetellida; Haliotidae
Product: putative nuclease HARBI1
Exons: 4
Coding region: 1-1041 (346 amino acids)
Source: RefSeq, a predicted model, not a curated record
AUGGCGGCAUAUUUUUUGCUUGGCAUAUUAAAAGAAAAGGCAACACGAUCACGACCAAGGGUGUUUCGAGACCGAAGUCGAGUACUUGACACGCUCGAUGAUGACAGCAUAAUCCGGCGCUACCGGCUACCACGUCAUGCCAUAUUUAAACUUAUAGACUUACUGAAACCAUAUCUUGCUUCCGAAACAGAGCGUUCCCAUGCAUUGUCCCCGGAAACACAGGUUUUGAUUGCCCUCAGGUUUUAUAGUAAGGGGUCUUUCUUCACUGAACUAGCAGACUUGCAUGGGGUAUCCCAGUCCACUGUGUCACGGGUGUUUACCCGUACAAAUGAAGCCAUUGUCAAACAACUAAAACUUAUUUCGUUCCCAAAGGCAACAUCCGACCAACGUGUCACGAAGGAAGCAUUUUAUAACAUUAGCAGAUUUCCAAAAGUGCUUGGUUGUAUAGAUGGCACCCUCAUACCUAUCAUGCGACCCACCGGGGAUGAAGAAGCGGUUUACGUUUGCAGGAAGGGCUUCCAUGCCGUAAACGUACAAGCUGUCUGUGACGCAGAACUAAGGUUUACAAGUGUGGUUUCCAAGUGGCCUGGUUCAACUCAUGAUUCGUUCAUGCUACAAAACAGCAAGAUUGGGCAGUAUAUGGAGACUGCUGGGAAUGACGGAUGGCUGCUAGGCGAUUCAGGAUAUGCAUGUCGCCCAUGGCUGCUUACGCCAAUAGUUAACCCUACAACACCGUCUGAGGAAUGUUACAACACUGCACACUGCAGAACACGCAACACUGUGGAGAGGGCCUUUGGACUCCUUAAAUCCAGGUUCAGGUGCCUACAUAAAUCAGGUGGCUGCCUGCCGUUCACCCCCCCAAAAUGCCAUCAAGUUGUGUAUGCAACCUGUCAGCUGCAUAACUUCUGCAUCAGCCUAAGAUUGCCAGCUCCUCCUACACAAGAAGACCUGAUCCAAGAAGAUGGGAUAGCUUACCUGGGACCUCUCAAUGACGGCCUCAAAGUCCGACAAGCUGUCGUCAAUAACUGUUUCUCUAAAUGAUUGUAUGAUUAAGAUAAACGACUUUUUGUAACCGAUGAUAAAUGACAACAGAAGCUACAUUAUCAGUAUGAAUUUUUAUAUUUGGGAAAAUUAAUCAAAGUUUAAAGGAACUGAAUAACUGGUGAUACAUUCAGUUGGCCAGAGUGGCCAGCUUCCAGAGAAAUGAUGUAGGCCAAUUUCUGUUCUUCCACAUGUAAUCUCUUUUU